UUAGCGGUGAGACCAGACACAGCUCAUUCUACAAACGCUAACCCAGCAAACCAAGAAACACAAACCCGACUCAUUGCGAUCCCCUCCCAGCUCCCAAGCUCCAAUCUCGCGACUUCUCAACCGACAUCAUCAUCGCCCAGCAUGAUCCGAUUCAUCCUGCUGCAGAACCGGCAGGGGAAGACGCGGCUGGCCAAGUACUACGUCCCGCUCGAGGACUCAGAGAAGCACAAGGUCGAGUACGAGGUGCAUCGGCUGGUGGUCAACAGGGAUCCCAAGUUCACCAACUUCGUUGAGUUCCGUACACAUAAAGUUAUCUACAGGAGAUAUGCAGGACUGUUUUUCUCAAUAUGUGUGGAUAUCACCGAUAAUGAGUUGGUAUACUUGGAAUGUAUCCACUUAUUUGUUGAGAUAUUGGACCAUUUCUUCAGCAACGUGUGUGAACUUGAUUUAGUGUUCAACUUCCACAAGGUUUACUUGAUAUUGGAUGAGUUUAUUCUUGCUGGAGAGCUUCAAGAAACAAGCAAAAAGGCGAUCAUAGAGAGAAUGGGUGAACUUGAGAAGCUGGAUUAAGAAGAAAAAGUUUACCCAGCAUGACAACCAAGCGCAAGAGCAAAACCAUCGCCAUGCUGGAGAAUUUUCUCCCUUUGUACAAUUCUUUGUAGCUGUAUGUGUGAUUAUCCUUGGUUCAUCUACAUUUUUGGACGGCUACAUAGUGGGGUUAGUUGCAGAUUGUUCUGUAACUGGGUUUUGUGAAAUUUCCGGUUGACCAUCA
Molecule: messenger RNA, 772 nt
Organism: Lolium perenne
Lineage: Eukaryota; Viridiplantae; Streptophyta; Magnoliopsida; Poales; Poaceae
Product: AP-2 complex subunit sigma
Biological process (GO): protein transport; clathrin-dependent endocytosis
Cellular component (GO): AP-2 adaptor complex
Molecular function (GO): clathrin-cargo adaptor activity
Source: RefSeq, a predicted model, not a curated record